GCAUCUUACCCGUAUUGAUUUACAACCCAGGGAUGAAAUUGCUAGUGCGCAUGCUUACGUGCUCGUUCAGCUGUUUAGAAACAACAAAAGAGAUUAUUAGCAUUCGAUGAGCACCCCGGCUCAGUAAAUGGUGGAUUCCUUGUAACAGCCAACGCCCCUAGAACAGGCACAGAGAAGUUCGGCUUACUCAUCUACUAAAAUUACCGGAAGAAGUGUUUUGUACACCGUGGAAGGAUUAUAAGGAGUAUUACUUGGAAGAUUUGGCUAGUAGGUAAGACCAGAGAAGGCUCUUGUGAGUCUAAAAUAAGCUAUCAAUUCACUGUAGCUGAAUGUCCCACCUGGCGACUGCAUAGAAUUCCACGUGAAUUUCGUUUCAAACAGCUACUGAGUUACGUAGUAGGUAUAAAGAGGUAGGCAGUACAAGAGUAACAUACGAACAAGCACACUUUUUAUAAAGUAGUCUGCUACAGUAAUAGAUACAAAAUGACGGAAUUGAAAUACUGCUGUGGACUAGUGAACAGUGACAAGAAAUAUCUCAGCGUGGGCUUCGCAAACUCUGUUAAUGCUGAUGGUACGUCGUUAAAAGCAAAGCAAAGAUGGAAUUUAGAACAAGGAGGAGACGACACCGUGUAUCUUAAACACAGUAACUUCUACCUGACGACAGAUAAGAUGGGUAAUGUUACAUGCGCGGAGGAUAAGACAGACGAUGCUAAGUUUCGAGUGGAGACCCAGACAGAUGGAAGAUGGGCCUUUAGAAGUGUUCCAUACGAUAAAUACUUAGGGUGUUCCGAUACCGUGAAUACAAACGCAACGAAAGCAGAAGAGAGGCAGUUAUGGACUGUACACAUGGAUAUACACCCACAAGUGAAUAUUCGAAGCAACAUUCGCGACAGAUAUGCUCACUUAGAAGAUGGUGAACUUCACUUUAAUGAAGUCAUUCCAUGGGGUGCAGACGCGAUUGUUACCCUGGAGUUCCAUGGAGGUCGUUACGCCCUGAGAGUAUGCAACGGGAAGUACGCGAGUACGUCCGGCAGCCUAGUGGAUUCCCCCACCGACGACAGCCUCUUCAUUCUAGAGUUUCAUGGGGGUAAGGCAGCUUUUAAGCACAGUAGUGGUAAAUAUAUGGCAGCCAUAGGUCCCAAGGCCACUUUACAAUGUGCCAAAUCACAACGAACCAAGCCGGGCAAAGAUGAAGUAUUCGUUCUAGAAGACAGUCAUCCACAGGGUAUAUUAAUUGCUAGCACAGGAAAGGUCGCAUCAACUCGCCAAGGUGUUGAUGUGUCUGCUAAACAUGCCCUCGAUACAGAUGUUGAAGAAGGAACAUUUAACGACAAAGAGACAUGGCAACUGGAAUAUGUGGAUGGUAAAUGGGCAGUUCGUACGGCAGAAGAUAAAUACUGGGAACUGAAACCUACUGGUGGAAUACAAGCAGAUGCCGGUAGCAGAAGCAACAGUGGCUGCAAGUUCGAGUUAUCUCAUCACGAGAACAAGAUUGCUCUGAAGGGUGACAAUGGGAAAUUUGUCAGGCCAAAGGAAAGCGGACAUCUUUAUGCUAAUGCUGAUGGAGCCGAUCCUGCAGAAAAAGAUUUAUUUAUCUUCCAGAUGGUAAACCGCCCUCAAUUGGUUCUGAAGGGAGUGCAGGGCUUUGUUGGUCAUGGGUCAAGAUCUAAAGUGGAAUGUUCCAAACCCCGAUAUGACGUUUACAAGGUCACAUGCAAGGAUGGUUACUACAACUUGCAAGAUUUGUAAUCCCAGUUUAUGGUUUUCAACGCGGACGUUUAUUUUUAUUUCCUUAGUUACUUAAUACAAAAACGAAUUAAUUAAUUACGACCCAAAGUAAAUGAGCAACUAUGCAAAUUAUAUGAUUUUGCAUAAUAAUAUUUCAAGCAGCAUCUAAGUUGCUUUGAUUUAUUUUAAGGUUAUUCACUUUAUAUACUUACAUUAAGUCUACUAAAACAGCACUAACAUAAUUGAAAAUGUCUGUGUCAAAAGAUAUAAACAAAAUAUGGAAUAUAAUACUUUUGUUAAAAUAGUUUAUUUGAGAUACAUUUUAUUAUUUGAGAUACUAUGUCUUUAUUUGAAAAACAUUUUAUUAUUUGAGAUACAUUCUUUAUUUUUGAAGAUUAUUUCUUUACUAUGAAUAGUCCUUUAUUGGUCUUGAGAAGCUAAUGAUAUAUUGUUUUGAAUAUACAGAUUAGAAUAUUGUUACAUAAAGUAGGGCUAGUACUGUUGUUUAGCUUUCUUUUGCAUUUGCAGGUUCAAUAUAUUCUAACAUUGCGUACGUAUACCAAAUCGUUAGCUUUGAAAUAAAAAAAAAAUCGAAAAUCAA
This is a messenger RNA of Anneissia japonica, 2329 nucleotides long. RefSeq names its product fascin-like. Lineage: Eukaryota; Metazoa; Echinodermata; Crinoidea; Comatulida; Comatulidae. The record is from RefSeq and is a predicted model, not a curated record. Gene Ontology annotation, molecular function: actin filament binding; protein-macromolecule adaptor activity. Gene Ontology annotation, cellular component: actin cytoskeleton; cytoplasm. Gene Ontology annotation, biological process: establishment or maintenance of cell polarity; cell migration; actin filament bundle assembly.